CGACGGGCUUCGUGCGUGAAAACCCAGGUCGUACCGGAACCCGUGUGGACCACUGGCUGGCUUGAAAACGCGCGAAGUCACCGCACGGAGGGUCCGGGCUAUAACAUUAAUAACAAUCUGAUUGUUAUUAGGAGGAAAUUUUCCUGUUUUUUAAUUUUUAUCCAUUUUUUUCUCGGAUGUAUUAUUUUCACGGGCGCAGAGUUCAGAUUCGCGUACAUUCAAUCUCGGAUAUAAGCUUUGUUGAGUAAGCGCAUCGCUCAGUCACGAGUGAUUUUUCAUCUAGGAUGCAGUUUUGUGAAUAACUAGAUCUAGAAUCUAGUUUAGUUUCGCGUGUUUCUAUUUUCUAUGUCUGAACAUUUAUUACCAGUAAUUAUUGUUCAGUUUCGUGUAUAACGUGUUUAAUAAUAUUCUCGGUUGUAAAUUCUUGAAAAGUUAAUAACAAGACCUAGAUCUAGACCUAUCUAGAAUCUAGCUCAGUGCGGGUGCGAAGACAUGAAAUUAAGUUUUAACUUAUUUAAAUCUCACUUUCAUAGACCCAGCCUGGUGUGUCUGGAUUACUUUUUGAUUAAUUCCUACCUUCGGGACUGACUUCCCAAAACGUUGUGUGUGUGCGUGUGUUUGUUUUCUUAGUGUGUGGCUACCAGCAGAGCUACAAAUUCUGGAAUAUAGAGCGGCCGCACUGAUCAAUACGGCGUUAUCGCUCCACAGAGCGGCCCCACGUGUACCAUCCGGACAUCAAAAUCAACACCAGCGAUCCAGGGAAUCCUCAGUUCGAACACCCAGUAAUCGAGUUCAACAACAGCACGCUGCCCUAUGGCAUGGAGUUCGUAGUCGUCCACACCAGGGCCUUCGUGGUGGACGAGGAUCGAUACAUUGUCGUCAACGAUUUCUCCGAGCUGGAGGCGGAGUCGAGGAUCCAUUUUGACGUCAGGCCCAGCAUCGACCCCCACACGACCAUACAGAACCGCAUGCUCCGCUCCACGUCCAACAUCCACUUCCAGCCGCACUACCUGGACCCUCACUACAACGACGUCUACGAGAGGCCCGACUUCUCCGGCGUCAAACAACCGCCAGCGGGCUCAGUCCGCGGCGCUUCUGCCUCUGCCAACUCUGCCACCGCCGCUGCUCACCAGCAGUCCACCGCCUUCAGCAACAGUCUGGCGUUCGGGAAAGGAAUGAGCAGCGCGCGCUCUAGCUCCAGCAGCACCUACACCUACCCGGCCAACUUCAACGCCAAUGUGAGCAACGUGCACGGAAAGCGGAUCGCUACAGCUGCCGCGGCUGCUGCUGCUACUACGGCUGUAUCAGCGGGAAACGCCCCCCGCGACGCGGUGAAAGGCGCCGCUGGUUUCUUUAGUGGUGGUAGUGGUAGUGGUGCUGGUGGUAAUGGCAAUGCCAGUGGAGGAGGUGGAGGUGGUGGUGGCGGUGUUCCGACGCUGAGCGGGCUCGACGCGGCGAACAGCGAGAUCGCCAAGCGUGUGUCACCGCUCGCCGCCGAGGAGGGCGUGAAGGUCGUGGUGACGUCAGCGAGCUCCUCCUCGCCCAAUGAGAGCUUCACGGCUGGCGAAGGGGGCGUGUACAGGAAGACCUCUACGACCACCACGACAACGCCCCUCGCCCCGACCCCUGAGGUGAGGCUGAACGGCGCACAUGUCUCUGAUGUUCCCGCGCCUAGGUAUGAAGAGGUCAUGGGUCACAACGCAGGGAGCGCAACCCUGGAGAUGAGGGAUGAGACCACGUCCAAACACUGAGGAAAGUUACAGGGAUACAAUCCACCCAUUGUCGAUAAAUGAAAUUGUCCAAGACGACUACCCACAGUCAAUAAUCAAAGCUGUCCAAAACGACCCGGGGCAAAGACUUUUCCUUCGAUUUUCUCAAAACAGCAUUUUUCGGGAUAGCCCCCUUGUGCUUAAAAGCGACCAUAUAGAAAAAAAACCGCAAGGUGGUUGGGGGUUGAGGGGGGGAGUGAUUGUCUUGGACAGGUGGUUGUCUUAGACAGGUGGUCGUUAGAGCAGGUUUAAGUGUAACAAGAUGGAGAAAGUAUCCUUUGGACUGGGUAUCGAGGUGGGAGGGUGGAGAUUGAGGUAGAGGGUAGAGAUAAUCAAGAAAUCAAACACACACAUGCAUACACACACAUAUGUACACACAUACACACACACACACACACACACACACACACACACACACACACACACACACAAACAUGUACGCAUAAAGAUGUGUGUAUGUGUGUGCUUGUAUUAUCAUGUUUGUGUUUGUGCGAGAGACGUCUGUGUCUAUCUGUAUGUUAUAUAUCUCUGUGAGAGACAGACAGACAGAUGGACAGAUAGACAGAGAGAGAGAUAGGGAUAGAAAGAGAGAGGGGGCGACAUACUCGGAAAGGGUAGGAGGUAUAAUGUGUGUGACAGAUAGAAAGAGAGAAAGGGAGAGGGAGAGUGGGGGGGGGGGGCAAAAAGAGAGGCCGAGAGAAGAUUGAGAGAAGGGGUACA
This is a messenger RNA of Aplysia californica (California sea hare), 2489 nucleotides long. RefSeq lists its product as uncharacterized. The record is from RefSeq and is a predicted model, not a curated record. NCBI's taxonomy places the organism in Eukaryota, Metazoa, Mollusca, Gastropoda, Aplysiida, Aplysiidae.